Molecule: messenger RNA, 1335 nt
Organism: Plodia interpunctella (Indianmeal moth)
Lineage: Eukaryota; Metazoa; Arthropoda; Insecta; Lepidoptera; Pyralidae
Exons: 10
Coding region: 163-1236 (357 amino acids)
Molecular function (GO): oxidoreductase activity
Source: RefSeq, a predicted model, not a curated record
ACGUACUUACACAAUUAGUGCGCCGCCACCGUUCAGACGCAAGAAAAUUAAAAGUUUAAUUUUCCACCGAAACUGUAAAUUGUGUUAAAUUAAUUAUCAAUUUUUGUGAUAAAUUUAGUGGUGGUUUCGCGGCGGGUAUAAUAUCACAAACUUACCACAGCCAUGCCUGAAGUGCGACUGGAAGAGGUCCAGAGGUUCAUGGAGGACUGCCUCAGGGGGGCCGGCGCUCCGGUCGCGGAGGCGAAGGCUCAUGCCGAGCUGUUGCUCCAUGCUGACGUCACGGGUCAUUACAGCCAUGGGCUGAAUAGACUUGAGUUAUACAUAAACGACAUAAAGUCAGGCGCAACAGAUCCCAACGCCAAACCAGUCAUCCUGAAGGAAUCGGCAGCCACAGCCUGGGUGGACGGAGGUAACGCCCUGGGAGCCACUGUCGGGAACUUCUGCAUGGAUGUAGCUAUCAGAAAAGCUAAGGAGUCUGGAGUGGGAUGGGUUUCUGCUAAAGGUUGCAAUCACUUCGGUAUGGCCGGAUGGUGGGCUCUGAAGGCGGAGCGACAGGGGCUGAUCGGCAUGGCUUUCACCAACUCCUCGCCUAUCAUGGUGCCUACUAGGUCUAAAGAGCGUGCGUGUGGCACAAACCCUGUCGCAAUGUUCGCGCCUGCGGCUGACGGCGAUUCACUGGGCGUCGACAUGGCCAGCACCACUGCUGCUAUGGGGAAGAUAGAAGUGCAAAUUCAUAAAGGAGAAUCCAUACCUCAUGGAUGGGCUUUAGGUCCCGAUGGGAAGACUACAAGCGAUGCUCAAUUGGCGUUCAACACCGGUCACCUGUUGCCUUUGGGUGGGUUCGAGCAAACCAGCGGUUACAAAGGGUUCUGCCUCAGCGCCAUGAUUGAAGUAUUCUGUAGCGGACUCUCGGGGGCAAACGCAACGCACAAUAUACGAGGCUGGGCCCUCGACAGUAAAGAAGGACCACCUAACUUAGGGCAGUGCUUUGCAGUAAUCAACCCUGAGUGCUUCGCGCCAGGCUUCGCGGAGAGAGUAGCAGACUGCUUGAGAACGUAUAGGAACUUACAACCGGUGGACCCAUCAUUACCAGUGCUAGCUCCCGGUGACAAGGAGCGCAUAAAUGCAGAGAAGACCAAAUCACGUGGGACGAUUGUCUAUGCUCAGAGGCAGGUCGACGUUAGCAACGCCGUGGCUGCCACUGUUGGUGUCAGACCUUUGCAGGUCGUCGCAUAGGUUGAUACUGGCCGGAUGGAAUAACGUUCUGUUUAUUACUUUUUUGUUGUUGUUGUUUUUUUAUUGGUUAACGAAGGUUAAGUAAAGCGAUAUCUGUUA